AUGUACGUCACCAUUACUUUUCAACUGACGUUAGCGGCGCUGUUUUCAUUUAACCUGGCAAUCUCAACUGAAACCAGUCAAAAACCAAAUGUUCUUAUAUUCAUGGUAGAUGAUUUGGGAAUUGGUGAUCUUGGUUGUUAUGGCAACGAUACUAUCCGGACUCCAAAUAUUGACUUGUUGGCCAGUGAAGGUGUCAAACUGACACACAAUAUAGUUCCAACACCUAUCUGUACCCCCAGUCGUGCAGCUUUUCUGACUGGAAGGUAUCCAAUCAGAUCAGGUUUGGGAACAAGUUCAGCGUUUAUAUGUGCAGGUUGUAGUGCUGGAAUGCCGACACAGGAAGUUACCAUUGCAGAAAUGCUGAAAGAUGUUGGUUAUGCUACGGCAAUAUUAGGUAAAUGGCAUUUGGGAAUACACAGUGAAGAACAAAACAACGAAUUUCAUCCACUAAAUCAAGGAUUUGAUUAUUUCUACGGUACACCGCUAACAAAUCUCAACGAAUGUGCCAAUCCGUCGAAUGGCCGAGUCAGCAUACUUAACGACAAAUACUACCAGACCCUUUCCGCCUAUACGGCGGCGUUUUACACCGCGGUUUCACUCGUCCAGAUAUUAGGAGCUAUUGUUGGAAAACCUCUUAAGUUCAUAUUCGUUGUCGGAACAAUUGUUAUUCUACUGUUUGUUAUAUAUCCUUAUAUGUUCCCCCGAUUUCUGUGUUUGUUAAUGAAAAACUAUGACGUCAUAGAACAACCCAUGCAAUUAGAAAACAUGACCCUUCGCUUGACCAAACAAGCCCAGUCUUUUUUGACCGACAAUGUGGACAGACCAUUUUUACUUUACAUAUCGUAUUUAAAAGUACACACUGCAUUAUUUACAUCCAAGAACUUUACUGGAGUAAGUAAACACGGACAGUAUGGAGACAAUGUAGAAGAAAUGGACUGGAGUGUUGGAAAAAUUCUUGGUAAGAUAGACGAACUUGGACUUCGAAAUAAUACCUUUGUAUACUUUAUGUCUGACCACGGAGGUCAACUUGAGGAGACAUCAGUCAAACCAGGUCGAGUUGGUGAACGAGAAGGAGGCUGGAAUGGAAUAUAUAAAGGUGGUAAAGGCCAAGUAUGGGAAGGAGGGAUACGAGUUCCUACCAUUGCCAGAUACCCAACACUGAUUCCUGCAGGGAGUGAAAUAUCAUUACUUACGAGUAGUAUGGAUUUCGUACCUACAGUAGUUGCAUUAACAGGUGCUCAAUUGCCACGUGAUAUCAUCAUCGACGGCGUGAACAUCCUGGAAUUGGUCUCUGGAAUGACAACAGCGCCGCCACACGAAUUUCUUUUCAUGUAUUGUGGGGUUUGGAUACACGGCGUUACAUAUCGCCCUAAGUACGGCGGUUCAACUUUCAAAGUAGUUUACAGGACACCAAAUAGGACACCGGGAACAGAGGGUUGUCUGUGGUUAUGUCGAUGCAGUGAAGAGCACGUAACCAAACAUGAUCCUCCGUUAGUCUUUGACUUAACCAAUGAUCCCGGAGAAAAACGCCCUCUGGAGAUAACAGAUGAUGUGAGAGAUAUCAUAGAACGUACCAGAGAAGCCAUUGAAAACCACAAUAAGACAAUUGUACCAGUUGAACCACAGUUUACCUUUUAUAAAACAGUGAUCUGGUCUCCAUUUAGACAGCCAUGUUGUAACUUUCCGUUGUGUUCGUGCCAAGAAGUGGACGAAGCUUGA
Molecule: messenger RNA, 1719 nt
Organism: Saccoglossus kowalevskii
Lineage: Eukaryota; Metazoa; Hemichordata; Enteropneusta; Harrimaniidae
Product: steryl-sulfatase-like
Molecular function (GO): arylsulfatase activity
Source: RefSeq, a predicted model, not a curated record